GUAGUGCUAGCGGAGAGGGGAAUCCUUUCAAACCAAUAUACCUCUGCCAUUGCCAAGAGAAUCUAUCUGAACCCCACUGUUUCCGAACCAUCUGCGAAUUGUUCACGAACCAUCUCCACGCGGAUAUCAACCUCACGAGAUCUGCUUUCAGCGACAAUAUUCUCCCCGCAGCUCCCUCGCCUCGCAGUCAUCAAAAUGGGUGGCCCUAAUCUUGAAGUCUUCAAGUUCGGCAUGUACAUACUGUUCCCAAUAGGCAUCAUGUACUACUUCGGCACGAAUCUCGACGGCAAAUUCUCAGUUCCGGACUUCUGGCCGAAGGAGAGUCAAACGCACAAGAUCCCGUACGAGCGCGAAGAGAUUGCAAAGGAACUGGAGAGGUUAAAGCGGGUGCGGAUGGAAGCGAGACGGCAAAGGGAUGAACAGGAGGCGAGAGAGAGGGGCCAAUAGGGAUGAUUUCUGGGCCAGGAAUCGAAACGCAGACACAGCGAAGAGACAACCAAUGUUACCUUUGCUGUUCCAUGAAUUGGUCCGAAGGUUUGCAUCACAACGAUGUGCAUGGUG
Lindgomyces ingoldianus is the source of this 561-nucleotide messenger RNA. RefSeq lists its product as uncharacterized. Gene Ontology annotation, biological process: mitochondrial respiratory chain complex IV assembly. The transcript is spliced from 2 exons. NCBI's taxonomy places the organism in Eukaryota, Fungi, Ascomycota, Dothideomycetes, Pleosporales, Lindgomycetaceae. Gene Ontology annotation, cellular component: mitochondrion; mitochondrial inner membrane. The record is from RefSeq and is a predicted model, not a curated record. Bases 196 to 447 code for a protein of 83 amino acids.